Oncorhynchus gorbuscha (pink salmon) is the source of this 447-nucleotide messenger RNA. Its product is annotated as TGF-beta receptor type-2-like. Gene Ontology annotation, cellular component: plasma membrane; signaling receptor complex. The coding region runs from base 49 to 402 and encodes 117 amino acids. The record is from RefSeq and is a predicted model, not a curated record. Gene Ontology annotation, molecular function: transforming growth factor beta binding; ATP binding; activin receptor activity. NCBI's taxonomy places the organism in Eukaryota, Metazoa, Chordata, Actinopteri, Salmoniformes, Salmonidae. Gene Ontology annotation, biological process: cellular response to growth factor stimulus; protein phosphorylation; heart development. The transcript has 3 exons.
ACACUACGUCUCUGUGUCUGUGUGUUACAGGUGGGCACAGCCAGGUACAUGGCUCCUGAAGUGUUGGAGUCCAGGCUGAACCUGGAGAACAUUGAGUCAUUCAAGCAGACAGAUGUCUAUUCUAUGGCUCUGGUGUUGUGGGAGAUCACCUCCCGCUGUCAUGCCAUCGGAGAGGUGAAGGACUAUGAACCUCCAUAUGGCUGUAAAGUUCAGAUGCAUCCUGGUGUGGAGAGCAUGAAGGAUCACCUCCUGAGAGACAGAGGAAGACCUGAGAUCCCAGACAGCUGGAUCAACCACCAGGGCAUAGCCAUAGUGUGCGGCUCCAUAGAGGAGUGUUGGGACCAAAGACCCGGAGGCCAGGCUCACAGCCCAGUGCGUGGCCGAGACGCUUCAGCGAGAUAGAAGACGAGAUGGAGAAACUGUCCAGCCGCAGCAGCUCCGACGAGA